Molecule: messenger RNA, 2580 nt
Organism: Actinia tenebrosa (Australian red waratah sea anemone)
Lineage: Eukaryota; Metazoa; Cnidaria; Anthozoa; Actiniaria; Actiniidae
Product: zinc metalloproteinase nas-36
Biological process (GO): proteolysis
Molecular function (GO): metalloendopeptidase activity; zinc ion binding
Source: RefSeq, a predicted model, not a curated record
CGUCCAGUAGAGCUGAGCAGUGGAGUUUUCGCUGCAUUUAUAUUAUUCUUGGUUACUGCAACACCGUACCCAAGCUGUCAAUGGCAAAUAAAACUACAACAUAAUCAAGGAUUCUUAAGGAUAUCUCCUCUAGAUAGAUAAAUUCGAUUCCAAUGGUAGUUAAACUUGCUUUUUUGUGUUGUUUUGUCCUGUUUUAUUGUUGUUCUUUAUCCAAUGGAUACGAAAAAUCAUUUGGAUAUCAUAGCCUUGGUUGUUGGACUUUCACUACUACUGACUUGAUUCCAAGUGUAGAGAACCAGGAUGAUGAACUAGAUGGUGCUUACUGGGACAGAGUACAACCUAUCCUAAAGUGCGCAUGGGCUGCAAAGGRUCUUGGGUAUUCCAUGUUCGCCGUACGCGAUGGAGGAGAAUGCCUGACUAGCGCCAGUGUCUCUCAGGUUUAUAAAAAGGAGGGGAAAUCGGACGAGUGUCAAGACGGAGAAGGUGGUCAUAAAGCUAUGAAUGUCUAUAAAUUAAAAGGCCACUUGCCCGAAGUCGCAAAUUUUGAAGGAGAUAYGAUACUGUCCAGAGUUCAACAAGCAAUGACCAUGUCACUACAUUACGACAGUGACGUCGCAAGUAAGGCAGUGUGGGACAAGGCUGACUUCGAAUGGCCUGAUCGCAUCAUACCUUACCUUAUUCCACCCAGACUAAAAAAUCACCAGCUCGAGCAAAAGAUGUUAUCUGGGAUCAAGCACUGGGAAGAAAAGACAUGCGUGAAGUUCGUGCCAAAGAAGAAUCAUCGCGACUGGGUGCAAUUGGUACGAGAAAAGGAUCCCUUGAGCAGAAGGUGCGCAUCGGCUAUAGGUAGAAAUGGUCGCAAUCAACAGAUGAGGCUUGGGGAUUUAUGCCCAGCAGGGAGUGUCAUUCACGAAUGGGGACACUCGUUAGGGCUCUGGCACACACAAUCACGACCUGAUAGGAACAAGUAUGUCAAAAUAUUGUGGGAUAAUGUCAUUCCAGGAAUGUCCUCCCAAUUCAAGAUCUACAGCCAUGGAGUAGCAGACACCUUAGGGGUGAUGUACGACUAUCAAAGUAUCAUGCAUUAUGGAAAGGAUUUCUUUGGCAAGCUUUCCAAAGACAAGUCUCACAUUCUUACGACGAUUAAGACAAAAGAUCCAAAAUACCAAGACRCCAUUGGUCAGCGAAGUUUUUUGUCGAAAGGAGAUGUGCUUCUAGUGAAUAGGAUGUAUGGAUGUCCAGAUUUUCCAUACAUGUGGAGAUCUACAGAGUGGGGUGACUGCUCCAAGCCUUGCGGUGUUGGCACACAGAAGAGAGAGAUCUAUUGCGCAAAGAAAGAUGGAAAGAAAGUCGCCGAUAAAAAAUGCAAAAACACGCGGCCACUAGAAACCGAGCGGAAGUGCUACGGACGCAACUGCACAAGUUGUCCUCAGGGAUGGCACAAAUUCAAAGAAGCCUGCUACUAUUUACAAAUGGCUCGAACAAACUGGGACGAAGCGAAAGAAAGCUGUUUGAAAAAAGGCGCAGGUCUAGUAAGCAUUCGUAACGAAGAGGAAGAAGAAGAAAUCAGAAAAUUCAUAAGAAGUAAAAAUCUACAGACCCUGUAUUUCUGGACAGGAGCAAAGUAUGAUUCACCAGCCGGUGAUUUUAUGUGGAGUGAUGAGAGCAGCAUUGAUUUUCACGCAUGGAAUGAGGGAGAACCCCGCUGGGGAAUGGACUGCGCAAUCCUACGGAAUCAUCAGAAUUGGGGAACAGAUAGCUGUGCAAGCAAACGGUCCUCUGUCUGUAAGAUAGAAUUGCAAGGUUAUAAAAUGCCAAACGUAAGUAAAGCCAGCCAAUCAGAAUACAAAUGGUACGCCAAAGAAUGGAGUAAAUGUUCAGUCACGUGUGGAGGUGGUCAGAGACACCGAGAAACAUUCUGCGCAGGAAAAAAUGGCGAAGAAAAAGUUCAUUACUCAAACUGCACUGGGACUCCUCCGGAUGCCUGGAAAAACUGCAAUACACAGCCCUGUCCAUCCCCGUACCAAUGGUAUGUGAAAGAAUGGCAGAAGUGUUCCGUUACCUGUGGAGGUGGAUAUCAGAGAAGAGAAAUCGUUUGCGCUACCAAGGCAAUGUUGUCAACAGCAUGGGAAAUGUGUAAUCAUACCAAGACGCCAGUAUGGCAAAGAAGAUGCAACACCCAACCAUGUCCAAAUAAAAAACAAUGGGAUGUCCCAAAAUGGAAGACAAGUGCAUGGACGCAAUGUUCCGUGACAUGCGGAACUGGAAGACAGAUAAGAAGUGUGGUCUGCCGUGCAAGGAGUGGGAAGAGGUUUCAUGACAAACAAUGUCACACACAACAGAAACCAUCCUUGGUUCGUUUGUGCAGCGCUGGUAAAAAAUGCCAGAAACGAAGCAAAUACAUUCUUUGUACCGACAAUAAUGUCAUGUGCCAUUUCUGGAGAAAGCAGAAACUCUGUCAUCAAAACAGACACGUGAGAAAGACUUGCAAAAAAUCGUGUGGGACAUGCAAUACGUAAAAUAAUCUUAUUAACAACUAACUUACGAAUGGAGAAGAAAUAAAAGAGUGUUUUUAGGAAA